Molecule: messenger RNA, 786 nt
Organism: Meyerozyma guilliermondii ATCC 6260
Lineage: Eukaryota; Fungi; Ascomycota; Pichiomycetes; Serinales; Debaryomycetaceae
Gene: ATP3
Product: F1F0 ATP synthase subunit gamma
Exons: 1
Coding region: 1-786 (261 amino acids)
Biological process (GO): proton motive force-driven ATP synthesis
Molecular function (GO): proton-transporting ATP synthase activity, rotational mechanism
Source: RefSeq, a predicted model, not a curated record
AUGCGUCUCAAGUCCAUUAAGAACAUUGAAAAAAUCACAAACACCAUGAAAAUUGUUGCCUCUACCAGAUUGAACAAGGCCCAGAGAGCCAUGGCUGCCUCGAGAGUUUUCAACAAGUCUGACUCUGAAUUCUUCGAGAACGCUGAGCCUGAAAAGUCCGAAGACGAAAAGACAUUGUUGAUUGUUGUUUCUUCAGACAAAGGAUUGUGUGGUUCCAUUCACACCCAGAUCUCGAAGGCUGCCAGAAAGAGAUUCCUGGAGUUGAACGGUAAUGCUGACAUCGUCACUGUGGGUGACAAGGUUAGAGCUCAAUUGUCCAGAACCCACGCUGACAACCUCAAAUUGGCAUUCAAUGGUGUUGGUAGAGAGGCUCCUACUUUCAACGAGGUGGCUUUGAUUGCCGAUGAAAUUCAAAAAGUCGGAAAGUACGACAACAUCGAGAUUUUAUACAACAAAUUUGUUUCGGGUGUGUCUUUCGAACCUUCCAAGUUUGGUGUGUUUGCCGCUGAUGCCAUUGAAAAGGCUCCUGGUUUGUCCAAGUACGAGUUGGAAGGCGAAGAUGUGUCUUCUACUCUCUCGGAAUUUUCCUUGGCUAACUCUCUCUUGACUGCCAUGGCUGAAGGUUACGCUUCUGAGAUCUCGGCUAGAAGAAACGCUAUGGAUAACGCUUCCAAGAAUGCCGGUGACAUGAUCAGUUCUUACUCCAUUUUGUACAACAGAACCAGACAAGCUGUUAUUACCAACGAAUUGGUGGAUAUCAUUACUGGUGCUUCUUCGUUGGACUAG